CCGCACACCCGGCGGCGCCAAGCCCUUCGACCAGGUAGCUGACCAGCAUAGCGGCAGAUGGUUUCGCGGCCGCUAGAGACUUAGCGUCGACGAAGAGGGAGGAAGCGGCGUGCCACAUGUUGAGUGAGCAGACGGCGGCUAGCACUAGCAGCAGCGGCGGCGGCGUCGAGCGUCAGGACAGGUGGCUGCAGCCGGUGGCGGAGAACGAGGAGGAGGAGGAGGAGUUCAGGGACAUCCACGCGCUGAGCCCGCCGCCGAGCCAGCCGUCGUCGUACCGCCGGGCGCGCGGCGGCGAGCCGUGGGGGUCCGCCGCGGGCGGGAGCAGGCACACGUCCGUCCGCUCCGUGGGGAGCGACACCGCGCCCAGCGAGCCCUUCCCGACUAUGACCAGGGAGUUCUCGGCCAUGGUCGCCGCAGCAGCCAGCGCCGCAGCAGACAGCCGUGACGCCGGCAGCGACGUCGUGGGCAGGGCCGAGGAGGAGGAGGAGGAGGAGCUGGAGGAGACCAACCCGCUGGCCAUCGUGCCGGACAGCAACCCCAUCCCGUCGCCGCGCCGGGGCCCGCCGCCCGCCGCCCCGGGCGCCGACGCGGCGGCGCUGGUGGCCGCCGACGGGCACGGAAGCCGCGAAGGCGGGGGGGUGUCCGUGGGGCAGGUCAGGAAGGAGGAGGUGGAGUCCAAGAUCGCCGCGUGGCAGGUCGCCGAGGUGGCCAAGGUCAACAACCGCUUCAAGCGCGAGGAGGUCGUCAUCAACGGCUGGGAGGGCGACCAGGUCGAGAAGGCCAGCGCGUGGCUCAAGAAGUACGAGAGGAAGCUUGAGGAGAAGCGUGCCAAGGCGAUGGAGAAGGCGCAGAACGAGGUGGCCAAGGCGCGGCGGAAGGCGGAGGAGAAGCGCGCGUCCGCGGAGGCCAAGCGGGGCACCAAGGUGGCGCGAGUGCUGGAGCUCGCCAACUUCAUGAGGGCCGUGGGGAGGGCGCCCUCCACCAAGCGCUCCUUCUUCUGAACCCACCGGCCUCUUCUUCACCAGUUCCUCUGUCUUGCCGCCGCCGCCUGUGCAGUUCAGUUCAGUUCAGUUGUCCUGUGGGUCGGACCGUUCACCGCUUCACUCCACGGGAUCAGGCACAGUGAUCAGUGCCGUGCUAGCUGUGUGGAACGCUUGUUUUAGUGUUGUAUCCACAUGUACGAUUUGUAACGUUUCCUUGCUUCUCCCGUUUCGUGUUUUCGUAUGGUAUCUAUGGUAUUGCAAAGUCCAUGGCCACGAUAGACAGGGAAAGCAUAUGUAUACACCAUUAGAAGGAUGUGCUCUGCGCCUCUGCCCGAGUCUUGAGGACAGGAGCUGCAUGUAUUUUUCACCAAUAUAAUGGUUGUGUAUGUCAAUUACGAAAAGAUAUGAACACCAUUACCACCGCGU
This is a messenger RNA of Zea mays, 1409 nucleotides long. RefSeq lists its product as uncharacterized. The record is from RefSeq and is marked validated. The transcript is spliced from 2 exons. Lineage: Eukaryota; Viridiplantae; Streptophyta; Magnoliopsida; Poales; Poaceae. Bases 117 to 1001 code for a protein of 294 amino acids.